Messenger RNA from Mytilus californianus (California mussel), 1836 nucleotides. RefSeq lists its product as uncharacterized. The transcript has 9 exons. Gene Ontology annotation, biological process: signal transduction. Lineage: Eukaryota; Metazoa; Mollusca; Bivalvia; Mytilida; Mytilidae. Gene Ontology annotation, molecular function: protein binding. The record is from RefSeq and is a predicted model, not a curated record. The coding region runs from base 61 to 1260 and encodes 399 amino acids.
AACAUAGCUCGCUUGGUUCCAGUUUCGCAGCUUGUUAGUGAGAGUAAGACGGCUGAGGCAAUGGUACCUCUAUUUAGUUGCAAGAAAGAAAAAUUACGCAUCGCAGCCACACUAGCAGCAGCUGAGACUUGUGAUGACAGUGAAAUCGAUAUGCUAGUUGAUGCCGAAGGAGUUAUUUCGUCUAUACUCAAAUAUCUGAAUGAGUCAACACAAUGCUACAAUUAUUAUUAUACAUUAACUGAACUGUUGGGUGGUAUCGAUAAGUUAGCCUGCGCUGAUUCAAAUAAGAAGAAGAUAUUAGAAGCUGGUGCUUUACCAUUAUUCGAGGCCAUUUUAAACCUCGAUAAACCAGAAGUACAAGCCUUGACAGCAAGAGUUUUGUGGACUAUGACUUUUGAUGAUGACGUUGCUACACAUGUAAAAUCAUCAAAAACUUUGUUAGCCAGAUUAGAGAUGUUAUCGAAAUCUUCAGACAAAGCAGUAAAAAAUAACGUCACGGGACUUUUAUACAAUAUUGAGCGAAUAUCAAAGAAAGAAAAGAAAGAUAUUACAAAUAAACCAACACAACAAAAAGGCAAGCACUUAUUUAUAAGCUAUUCGUGGCAUGAAAAAGAGAUUGUUCUAAAACUGAAAGGCCUAUUACAGGAAAAGGGGAUACAAAUAUGGAUAGAUACAGAAAAAAUGAGAGGGUCAACUUUAGAAGCCAUGGCACAUGCUGUAGAGAAUGCCGCACUUGUACUUAUUUGUAUGUCAGAGAGUUAUAAACGAAGCCCCAAUUGUCGCUUAGAAGCAGAGAACACAUUUAGAUGUGGUAAGGAGUAUAUCCCGCUCAUUGUUCAAAAACAUUAUAAACCGGAUAGCUGGUUAGGGGCUCUGUUAGGAGCAAAGCUCUAUAUAGACUUCAGUGGAAAAUACCAAUUCGAACCAAAAUGGAAUGAGCUAGUCAAAGAACUUCAAGCCUUUAAGAUGUUAACAGAAGGAGAGGAUACAGUUGACUCAUCAGAAGUUGCACUACCUGAAUCAACUUCAUCAUCAACGAUUCCAAAGACAUUCACAAUUGAUGACGUUAAACAAUGGCUGAUCUCAAAACAAUUAGAAAAUUGUUGUCAACAUUUUGGAGACGUAAAUGGUAAAGGGCUUUUACAAAUGAAGAGUAUGCGACAUGAUGCACCAGAGUUUUAUUUUAAAACACUUAGCAGAAAGCUCAAACUCAGUCUUGGUGAAAUACUAAAUUUUUCUGCAGCUCUAGAAGAAUUGUAAGACGUGGUGCUUACAUUGCUCUACAUAACCCCCGAACUUGGUGAAAUAACCAACCUUAUUGCAGCCCUUCACAAAUAAAAUGACGGAAUGUCUAAAAUGAUCCAGAACAUUCAGCCUUCAUGAAGUACAUUACUCUAGUUUUGCACCUUUUCAACAAAUAUAAAAAAAUGAUUUCAAAAGUGAACCAGAAUCAGAUCAAUUUUUAUUUCCAGUUUUUUUUCUGUUUUUCAAAAAAUAAUAAAAAAAAUAAUAAAAAAUAAACAAUUCUGCUUAUAAUGAAUAAUUGACUAAAUGUGCAUUAUUUUGUUGUUCAAUAGGUUUUAUCUCGCUCAUAUGAUUAUGGAAUAUAUUAUAUUUACAUUUGCUCACAUAUAUGACCAAAAAGAUGAUAGCAGCAUCGCAAUGUGAAAUAUCCAUUUCUACGUAGCAACAUUCUUGCAGUACCAGCCAUGCAUAUGGAGUACACAUAUUCUAGUUGCUACGAUAUUACAGAGCAUUUCAUAUCAUGCAUUAAGUGUACUUGAUAGAGGCUUGAAGUAUAGAUUACGGGUACUGACGUUGUUUAUCAUCUUAAUA